AUGACCACAUCGCACAUACUUUCCGCCGUGGAUCCCACAACGGGCUUGAGUGGAGGUGGAGGCGGAGGCGGUGGUGCAACUCUUAAUGGCAAUGCGACGGCCUCAGCCGGCGGCUCGCCACAGCAUGCUGUGCACAAUGGACAUGGCGGUGGUGUUGGUAUGGUGGCUGGUGGCGUAGGCGGUCCUGUUGGCAACGGUGGGGGCGGGGGCGGUGUCGGAAUUGGAAUUGGUGUGCAUCGAGGCGGUGGCGCCGGCAGCCCCAAUGAAAUGGAUCGAAACCUGCGCGUCUCGCUGGAUGAUCGUGAGCUGUGGCUGCGCUUCCAGAAUCUCACCAAUGAGAUGAUCGUCACGAAGAAUGGCAGGCGCAUGUUUCCGGUGGUGAAAAUCAGCGCCUCCGGCCUAGAUCCGGCGGCCAUGUACACCGUGCUAUUGGAGUUCGUGCAGGUCGACACACACCGCUGGAAAUACGUCAAUGGCGAAUGGGUGCCCGGUGGGAAGGCAGAAGUACCGCCUUCCAAUCCUAUUUAUGUGCAUCCAGAAUCUCCAAACUUUGGUGCCCACUGGAUGAAGGAGCCGAUUUCAUUUGCAAAAGUGAAACUAACGAACAAAACCAAUGGCAAUGGGCAGAUAAUGUUGAACUCGUUGCACAAAUAUGAGCCACGUGUUCAUUUGGUGCGUGUUGGCUCCGAGCAACGUCAUGUGGUCACCUAUCCUUUCCCCGAGACGCAGUUCAUUGCGGUCACAGCCUACCAAAAUGAGGAGGUAACGUCUUUGAAGAUCAAGUACAAUCCCUUUGCCAAGGCCUUUCUGGAUGCCAAGGAGCGUCCAGAUACGCUUUAUCCGCACGACACACACUACGGUUGGCUCAUACCGCCACCGAGUCACUAUGCGAGCGCUGCUGCAGCCGCUACGGUAUCUGCGCCGCCCCCGCCACUACCUAUGACGCAGACACAUAAUCUGGUGGCGCCAACCCCUACAACAGCGGCUGCAUCGUCGGCCACAUGCGAUCGCUACGGGCGCUCCCUGUCGAGCCGUAGUGUUGCACCGACACGCGCCACGCCCUAUGCACGUCCUCGCGUCCUGUCAGGCUCUGGCUCCAAUGGCAGUGCAGGCAAUGCCUCCUCCUCAUCACCACAGCCGCCGUCGGCACCACAAACGCCCACAAGUCUGCAGUCAUCGUCGUCUGGAUCGGUCAGUGCGGGCGUCAUUGCCAGUAGCAGUAGCAGCGGUGGCUGCUUUACUAGUUCCUAUUCGCAGGCUGGCUUCAUGCCGGUCGAGUCCAGCUCCACCGCCCCGGUAUUCUCCUAUCCUAGCAGCUGGCAGAGCAAUGGUAAUUACUGGAAUCCCACCAGUGUGCCCGGCCCCAUGCCCGUUAACGUCUGCAGCAGCCGCAAUAUCUCCACUCACAACUCGCCAUCGCCAACGAAUGGCUCUCCAAGCUAUACCACACCCUCGCCCGGCUAUACCAUUCACCAUCUGACGCCGCACAGCCACCAGUACAACAUGAGCCAGCCCGAUCUUUAUUCAAGUGGCACGGCUGCGGCGAGCUCUCCACAAACGUAUGGAGCACCUACCCAUCAAGUCUACCAUCCAACACCCACCUCACCUACCCAUCAACUCUAUACCAAUGUGCUGAAUGCUCCGUCGGCGCUCAGCUAUCCAGCCGCUGGCUGGCACAAUGGAUCCAGUGCUGAGUACGGUCUCUAUCAAAAUGCGGCUGCGGCAUACUAUCAACCGGAAUAUAUACCGCUGGAGAUUGGUUACUCCUCCCAUCCGCUAGAGCCCGUGGAUGUUACAAAGGCGCUCGACGACCAACAACAAUCCUCCGCAAUGUACAAGCAAACUGAGGAGCCGAGCUCUGUCAUAACGCUGGAGUGUGCCACACUAAAGGGUGGCUCCAGCAACAUCAAGAUGGAAUCACUGGAGCAUUCUGGCGAACGUGUUCCUGUCCCGUCCGUAGCAGCCCCCACCGCAGUGCCCACAUCGGUGGUAACGGCCGUCAGUACCGAUAGUUGGACACCGCUGACGCCACCACAAAGCACUCUGCAAUAACGUGUCUCACGAUAUGGCCGCCUUAGUCCUAAUGACCUAGCCCUUAGAUGCAAGAAAGCCCCUCAAGCUAAUCCAAGGGAUGCGCAUACACAUACGUUUAGAAUAGAUAAGCAUCCGGUAACAACAUGUAAAUGAUAACUGAAACAAUGUAUUGUACAAUCUAGUGUAAUCCUUCGACAUCCUCCUAUAAUCAAAAUACAUAUAUAAUAUUAAGGUCAA
Messenger RNA from Scaptodrosophila lebanonensis, 2271 nucleotides. RefSeq names its product T-related protein (gene byn). The record is from RefSeq and is a predicted model, not a curated record. Lineage: Eukaryota; Metazoa; Arthropoda; Insecta; Diptera; Drosophilidae. The transcript is spliced from 6 exons. The coding region runs from base 1 to 2052 and encodes 683 amino acids. Gene Ontology annotation, biological process: regulation of transcription by RNA polymerase II; positive regulation of DNA-templated transcription; mesoderm formation. Gene Ontology annotation, cellular component: nucleus. Gene Ontology annotation, molecular function: DNA-binding transcription factor activity, RNA polymerase II-specific; RNA polymerase II cis-regulatory region sequence-specific DNA binding.